GCCCGCCCCCUCCACCCCAACAACGGCAACCGAAAGGUGGUGUGCUUGCGUCGGCGAAUUAAUGAAAACGAAACAAACGUGCCUGCGCAGGGCGCGGCCUGUAAUUCCCCAGCCACGGGGCGUCUAUCGCCAAACAUCCCCAAAGUUUGGUAGCUGUGCCAGGGAAACGCAUGCCAUUUCGCUUGCCUCAUCGGCCACUUCUAUUUGUCUGCCGCCUAUUUGAAGGGACGUUGGGGCGGCAUCGUGCCACAGCCGCGGCGCUCCGGUCCUUUCGGGCCAACCCACUACUCCGCGAGCUGCCUGCCUGCCCGCUUGGCGAAGACCUAGUCCGGCCGGACAAGAACCCGGGUCAAGGCAUGAUUCGACUCCAAGCUCCGACGCUGACCGGUCCGCCUGUAACAUUAGCAACGCCCACUCCGACCGCCGGCGCCUCCCCACGUCGGCGGCCCUUCAGAACGGGCUAUUGUUACCUUGCAAUUAAAAUCCCGCUUCCGGCACCAGCCCACGGAACAGAUCCGUUGGACGAAGCUUACUCUCGCUUUACGACAGCAAGGCGGGACGCGGAGUCAAGUGAGAUGAAAGGGAUUCUUCCUAGGCCGCCCAACACGGCCACCCGGCCUCGCCAGACGGCCCACGGACCCACGGGAGCAGGACAUGUACAGGCGGUGCGGGAUCUGCUUGCCUACAAUCCGCUUGUGUGGCGCCGGGGCUACAUGCACCGGCGGGUGGCACCGCCAGAACGGUUGGACGUCUACGCGCCAUCGCUAGGCACCGUAUUGACCCAUCCUAUGGCCGGGGCUCGGUCCGUAUGUGAGGUUGUCGAACUGCAAACUCAUGGGGUGUUUCGAUGGCCGACACACCAGGCUGACGGGAGGGGGAGCGCCAUUUUCCUUUGCCCGGCGUCUAUGAUAAGGAUCAACACCGCUGCGAGUCGAUCCAUGGCGGCUUUUGACGAAACCUUCCUACUAUAUUCCUGCUAGGAUGCGUCUACUGCCGAAGAUCUAUUGUAACAGGAGCCAGGUGAGUUUCCUAAACGCAUAACGACUGCUUAAUACCUACUAGUACCAGCUUGAAGUACCCGGUUUACUUGUCAUUCAACACAGCCCCUCUCUAUAGC
This is a messenger RNA of Chaetomium strumarium, 1117 nucleotides long. RefSeq lists its product as uncharacterized. Bases 171 to 980 code for a protein of 269 amino acids. The record is from RefSeq and is a predicted model, not a curated record. NCBI's taxonomy places the organism in Eukaryota, Fungi, Ascomycota, Sordariomycetes, Sordariales, Chaetomiaceae. The transcript is spliced from 2 exons.